GAACCCUGUCGGGCAUACGGACACCACCGUCAACGCCGUCCUCAACGUCCUCAAGAUGCCCUUCGUCAAAAAAGUCAAGUCCGACGCAUACUUCUCGCGGUUCCAGGUCAAGUACCGCCGUCGGAGGGAGGGCAAGACUGACUACUAUGCCCGGAAACGCCUCAUCAGUCAGGCGAAGAACAAAUACAAUGCUCCGAAGUACCGGCUGGUAGUCCGGUUUACCAACAAGCAAAUCAUUGUUCAGAUCGUCUACGCCCGCCUGCAGGGAGACUUCGUUCUGACUGCCGCGACUUCGAAGGAGCUGCCCAGAUAUGGCAUCAACCACGGCCUGACCAACUGGACUGCUGCCUACGCAACUGGCCUCCUUUGCGCCCGCCGUGCCCUUACUAAACUUGGCUUGGCUGACAAGUACGAGGGUGUCACGGAACCCGACGGGACCAUUGCUUUGACUGAGACGAUUGAGGGCGAGGACGCUCCUCGGCCAUUCAAGUGUUACCUUGACGUCGGCUUGAAGCGGACAUCGACUGGUUCGCGUGUCUUCGGUGCCCUCAAGGGUGCCAGUGACGGAGGGCUCUACAUUCCUCACUCCGAGAAGCGCUUCCCUGGUUACGACCCAGAGAGCAAGGAGUUGGACGCCGAAGUGCUUAAGAAGUACAUCUUCGGCGGUCACGUUGCCGAGUACAUGGAGAGCUUGGAGGAGGAAGACGAUGAACGCUUCAAGAAGCAGUUCUCCACGUACCUCGCUGAUGGCGUCGGGUCUGAGGAUAUGGAGGAGAUCUACACGAACGCUUACGCUGCCAUCCGGGAAGACCCGUCGUUCAAGCCCACCGAGAAGACAAAGGACUGGAAAGCCGAGUCUCUCAAAUACAAGCAGCACCGUCUUACGCUCGAGCAGCGCAAGGAGCGUAUACAGUCCAAGAUCGAGGCCUUCCAGGCAAACGGUGGUGCAGCUGCCGAGGAGGACGAAGAGGAUGAGGAGUAGAUGUUUGUUGUCGCGGUUCAUGUAUCAUCUUUGCACAUGCUUCUAUGGCCCCAAAAGCUUUCUUAGGCUAUGCCUAUGCUAUCAGUCCUACCUUACCGAUACUCGCUGAAAGCAAUAGCUUGAGCUUGGGAUUUCGCGAUGCCCUCGUUGUCAUCGACCAUUACACGAUCAUAAUGAGAGGAUGAGUUCCUCACCCGA
Gloeophyllum trabeum ATCC 11539 is the source of this 1180-nucleotide messenger RNA. RefSeq names its product 60S ribosomal protein L5. Gene Ontology annotation, cellular component: ribosome; cytosolic large ribosomal subunit. The record is from RefSeq and is a predicted model, not a curated record. The transcript is spliced from 6 exons. Gene Ontology annotation, biological process: ribosomal large subunit assembly; translation. NCBI's taxonomy places the organism in Eukaryota, Fungi, Basidiomycota, Agaricomycetes, Gloeophyllales, Gloeophyllaceae. The coding region runs from base 56 to 982 and encodes 308 amino acids. Gene Ontology annotation, molecular function: structural constituent of ribosome; 5S rRNA binding.